UAUUGACAAGUCGGGCAGAGCCAGCAGCCUCGCGCGAUGUCGGGAGAGCACCAGCCGCUUCUGGAGCCGCGGUCGUCUGACAGCCUGCGGCUCUCGGCUCUGUGGCGGACCGACUCGAUGCACGAAGGUAAGCCGCCGAUACCGCCGCUAGCAGGCGCGAGUCCGCUCAAGCCAGCGCCGAUCGGUCUCACAACAGCCGCGGCAAGACAGCAGCUUUGGCCGCCAUCGAGUCGCAGCUCUUGUCGUCGUCGGAAGCGCAGCGUAACCCACGUGGCCUCUUCUUUGGCAUCAUCGACACCUCCAUGCUCCUCUUGCUGCUGUGCAGCGCGACGCGGUUUGCUGCGUACGUCUGGAAUGCUCAGCGUCGGUCGACAAACGGCGAGUCGCCGCGGUACACGGAGCUGUUUGAAGGCAUCUUCCUUAGCAUCGCCGCGCUGCUCAACGGCCUUCUGAACGCAGCGCUCUCGCGGCGCGACCGGCGCGAAGUGGCCGAGCGCGUUCGGUAUGCAGUCAAGGUGCUCUACAAAGCGUCGUCGCCGACGAGUCCAAAAGAGUCGCGCAAGGACGCCAAAUUGUCGCCGUCGUCGUGCUACGUGGCGUGCUACCGCGACUCACAGUGGCAGUCGAUGCCAAUGAACCUGCUCGUCGACGGCGACGUGAUUGCACUCAUGAGCGGCGACGUCGUGCCUGGCCAGGUCCGCCUCUUGUACCCGACGUCGCCGACGCCGAUUCUAUACACGCGCGGGCAAAAGGUCGACGCGUUCUCGUCGACCAACUGCGUGACCGAGUCGCCGCGCAUCGACGCGACCUUCCAGCCCGACGUCAUCUUGCAUCUCUGCGGCGACAUGCACGUCUUUGUCAUGGAAGAGACGCCGGUGCUCCAAGACAUUUUCAACUCGAUCUUCAACGUCGCGCGGCCAUCCACCGCGCUCCAGACGCUGCAGGACGCCGGCCAUGUCUGUGCGCGCUACACGUGCGUCAUCUUCGCCCUCAUACUUCUGGGCUGCAUCGUCGUGCGCGCGUGGGUGCUGCCCGAACCGCUGCACCACGCGGUCAACCAUCUGUGCCUCGGGCCCGUCGGUCUCCUCCUCUGCUUUGUUUCGCUCCACGCCCCGUUUGUGUGGUUUCUCGGCGAGGCCGCGGCGACGGGGCACCUCCUUACGGCCUUUGAAGCGAUUCUGGCUGCCGAGCAAACCACGUCGUUUCAAGCGCCUUUGGACGAAGACGACAUGGACGUGUACGACGUCGAGGAGCGCGAGCAGUUUCGAUCAAGCAAGCUCCAGAAGGCCUUUACGGUCGAGCGGUCGUGGUACUACUUUUGGUCGACGCUCCAGUUUCGCUGCAUGGACUGCACGGACGCGCACCGCACGCGGUACCAUAAUGGGAAGAAGAGCAAGCUCACGAUUCCGUACUCGGGGCUGCGGCUGCUCGAGCGCCUCGGCAGCACAACCAUGCUGUGCUGCUUUGACGACGACAUCUUGUGCGAAGACGCGCCGUGUGUCGAAGAGAUUUUCCUCCUCAACGACGAAGCAACCAACUCGACGGUGCUCGACUUGCACCCGGAAGCGUCGUGCGUGACGGGCCUCAAAUUUGAAGACCCGAAAUGGCGCCUCCACCUUCCGUCGCUCAAGCCACUGGGCCUCGCCAUCCUCCUGAACGACUGCGAAGACCCCAAGACCGAGUACUUGACGACACUGCGGCACCUCUCGACACUGCCAACCGGCGUCGACGUGCAGCUGAGCCACCAAGCCGACAUUCAGCAGUGCUUGCUCCAGCUCUCGGGGCAUGUUCGCUUGCUGCCGUACCCGCGGCACCUCCUCAACCUCGCACGCGAGAUUGGGUUUCAGCCGGCCGAUUUGGACAAAUUCCAGAGACGCCGGUCCGUGCACGUGAUUGCGCCGCGCUUGGCGAUCGAAGAACAUACAAUGGACCACCACGCCCAAGGGCAAGAAGACACUCGGUACCGUGGCUACCUCAAAACGCACUUGUACUCGAACGUCGUGCUCGACAAACGGUCGCAUGGCCACCAGCUCCUCUCGCGCGGGCACCCGUCGCUCGUCGUGUCGCAAUGCGGCGAGUACUGGGACGGCAAAUCCAUUUGUCCGCUCAGCAGCGAGAAGCGCCGGCUGAUCCUCGACAUGUACAACCAGUGGCGCGUCGAGGACUUGGACUGCGUUGCGCUGACGUAUGCGCCGGUGGCGCAAAAGUUCAAUCCUCUCUUCGCCUCGAGCGCCUCGACGCUGCCAUCGGUGUUUCUCGUCGAAGACCACGCGGCCGGCGAGCUCACCAUGGACCCGAAGCAGCCAUGCACGUCGACCUCGUCGCCCGCGCGCGCCCAUGCGACCGAGCCGCGCUUUGCCGGCGCGCACACAAGUCCAUCGACGCCGCAGCAACGGUACCCGGUGCACUGGAACAAUGACGGCGCGUCGUCGACGGGCCACGCUGGCGGCGACGACCUCUGGAAGCUUCAGGAAGACCAGAUCUUUCUCGGCAUGGUCGCGUCCGGUGUGCAGCCGCGCAAGGGCAUCGUCGACCUCAUUGAGGACCUCACGGCGUCGGGCGUCCGGUUCGUGUACUUUUCGCCGCGCAACAUGCGCCGGUCCAAGCUGCUCGCGGAGAAGAUGGGCAUCGAAACCGAUUGGAACUGCGCGAUAAGUUUGCGCGACUCGGAGGGUCCGGACCCGCACCGCAUGACGUCCAACUACUCGGACUGGGACGUCAAAGCCCGUUUACCGCACGGCACGGCAGCGAUCCGUCGGCACCUCGAGACGGUCGACAAUGUGCCGCUGCUCGUGUCGCUCUACACGGACAGCACGCCCGAGACGAUCGAAGAGAUGAUUGGUAUCUUCCAGGAGAACCACGAGGUCGUCCUUGGCGUCGGCACGUCCCUGCGCGAGAGCAACGUGUCGCUCUUCUCGAAAGCAGACCUCGCGGUCGCGUUCGAGGGCAACCCAAAGACGCUGUUUGGAGACGAGCUCCCAAAGGGUCCGUUCUUACCCGUCUUUUCCGACGCCGACAUGGAGCUGAGCCAGAUCCUCAACACCCUUACGUGCUGCUUUACGGUACGGGACUUUGGCCUCUCGCGCGCGUCGCCGGUCGUGCUCAUCGAGCUCAUUCGUCUCGGUCGACUGCUCUUGACCAACUUUACGCAGCUCGUGACGUAUAUCUUUGUGAUGCAGCUCUUUGUCGCGACGGUCUUGGUGCUUGCGUACCUCGCGCCGUUCCCGGAAGUCGCGCAGCUCAGCGUCAUGUCGAUUCUGUGGCUGCUCUGGCUGCUCGUGCCGACGCUCUCGCUGUGCAUGCUCUCGUCGCCGCCGCACCGCGCGCUCAUGUCGCGCACGCCGCCCAAGAACGAGCCGCUUGAUUGGAGCGAAGUGCCCGUGUCUCGCAUUUGCGUCUACUUUGGCCUGCGCUAUGUGCCGUCCGCGCUCUUCGUGCUCGUCCUCUUCCAGUGCGUCUUUGGCCUCUCGCUGCAUAUGACGGCGAUGCGUCGUGGCGAUCCCAACGCGCUCUCGAGUGCGUGGUGGGACCACGCGUGGCACGACGAGGCGUUGUUUACGCACCCGCGGCCGCCGGCCAUCAACGCGGCCUUGGACCGCGCGGAGGGCAUGAUGCUCUUUGGCAUUGGCGUGUUUGCGAUCGUGACGAGCAGCGGCCACCUCUACCGCUCCGACAGCCUCUUUGCCGAGUCGCCGCUGCGCAACCGGCCGUGGCUCGUCGCCUCUUGUGUGCUCUUGCUGUUGCAGAUGGCGAUAUCGGUUCUGCGCAUGGGCCGCGUCGGUGUCGACGGCGUCGACCUCGAUGAGUUUCUGAGGCAUGUGCCGUGGUACUGCUGGGCAGCGCUUGGCGUGUGGCCACUGGUUGUCGUGUGCAUGGACGAGCUCGUCAAAGCCCACGACCACAAGCUCGUCGUACGCUACUACAAGUUUAUGCGCAUGCAGUUUGACACGCGUCUUGGCAUGUGGAGUCCACGCUGAGCGGCUGGGCAGAGAUACAUACAACCA
Molecule: messenger RNA, 4004 nt
Organism: Saprolegnia parasitica CBS 223.65
Lineage: Eukaryota; Oomycota; Saprolegniomycetes; Saprolegniales; Saprolegniaceae
Exons: 6
Coding region: 303-3977 (1224 amino acids)
Source: RefSeq, a predicted model, not a curated record